This is a messenger RNA of Penicillium mononematosum, 828 nucleotides long. RefSeq lists its product as uncharacterized. NCBI's taxonomy places the organism in Eukaryota, Fungi, Ascomycota, Eurotiomycetes, Eurotiales, Aspergillaceae. The record is from RefSeq and is a predicted model, not a curated record. The coding region runs from base 1 to 828 and encodes 275 amino acids. The transcript has a single exon.
AUGGCCAUCUUCGACUCAGAGAAGCGCCCUCGCGGCCUUCGUGUGCCAUCUCUUACAGCACUGAAGUCUUCAGCAACGAAAUCGCAAUUCUCCCUAAAGAAAUCGUCCGAUUCGGUGCCAUCCGACGAGUCAACCUCGCCUAAACCGGCAGCCUUCCCUGCCCCUCCACCACCAAAGCCGGCCCCUCCACCGGACAAGGAACUCCCACUUCCCCCGAAAGUGGACAUUCCAGCCUCAUCGGACAACCCAUACUUCCUUCCGAUCCCCCAAAAUGAAGUCCCAGAACGACGCCCAAUUCAACGGGUCCCCGUCCCAACGGAGUCUCCCCCUCGGACGACAGGCAUGCGAACCAAGAAAUCACAGCCCGAUUUCCAUCCGCUGCAACAGCCAACUCCAAUGACACCCUCUUCCCCGCCCCAAGUCCCGCCCCAAGUCCCGACCAUAGUCCAGGAUCCAGCUCCAGCCGACGAGGCCAACUCCCCCCAAUUGGAAGGGUUCAUCCCGACCCCAGAAAGCGCUGAACCGCCAGCAGUGCCAGAACAGCCACGCGAGGAGCUGGCCCCCUCACCCUUUGUCCCUCCGGAUGUUGAACCCGUGGCGCCGAAGUUGAACGAGAUCCACCUCACAUGCUACCAGCAGCACCGCGCCAUGCCCGUGGCGCAGAAUACGUGGUGUCCAAUGCCGUGCAUGACCUGUCAGAAAUUCGACAUUGAGAUUCGGCACCGCUGUGUGUUCUGCUGUCUGCGCAUCUGCGAGUCGUGCUACCAGACCCUGCAGAAAUGCAAGAAUCGUUCGGUCGAGGAGCUGGUUGAUCGAAUUGUCGCUUGA